AUGAGUAAUUCAAAAGCUACUGGAAGUACAGAAGCUAUUUUAGCAGACCAUUCAAGUAUUGAUGUUUCUCCAGCUCAAGUUGAAGAAAAUUUAAGACUUAUUGAAGAUUUAAAAUUCUUUUUAGCAACAGCUCCAGCUAAUUGGCAAAAAAAUCAAAUCAUUAGAAGAUAUUAUUUAAAUCACGAUGAAGGUUUUGUAUCAUGUGUUCUUUGGAAUAAUUUAUAUUUCAUUACAGGUACUGAUAUUGUCCGUUGUAUUGUUUACAGAUUUGAACAAUUUGGUAGAGAAAUUACUGAUAGAAAGAAAUUUGAAGAAGGUAUAUUUUCAGAUUUAAGAAGUUUAAAAUGUGGUUCAGAUGCUGUAUUAGAAGCUUCAAAAUCACCAUUCUUGGAAUUUUUAUACAAAAAUUCAUGUCUUAGAACUCAAAAAAAGCAAAAAGUUUUCUUUUGGUUUAGUGUUCCUCAUGAUAAAUUAUUUGCUGAUGCAUUAGAAAGAGAUUUGAAAAAGGAAAUCAUGUCACAAAAUGGUACUACAAGAUCUAAAAAUGAACCUUCAUUAUCAUUUCAAUAUGAUGAUUCUAAACCUUUAUAUGAACAAUUGGUUGAUCAUUUAGAAAAUAAGAAGAAAUUAUAUGCAUCUUCAGAUGUUUCAUCAAUAAGUGGAGAUUUAAUAAGUGAUCAACAAUUACCACAAUCUUCACAAACAACAGAAAUUGAACCUUCACAAAUUGAACCACAAACUUUUUAUAUUAAAGAAGAAGAAGAUAAUCAAUUUAAUGUGAUACGAGAAGAUAAUGAUUUCCCAUUAGAUUAUUUCCCUAUACAUGAAAGUAACGAACCAGUUAUGAUUGAUCCAUCUGUUUUCAUAAAUCCACCAGAUGUUUAUAAUGAUCAAUAUUUAAUUGAUCAAACAUAUGCUAAAACACCUUAUAAUGAAGUUACUUUUGAUACAGAUGAUACAGAUGAUCAAUUUAUUCCUGUGUCAGCUUAUCGUCCAGGAUUAUUCCCACCUCCUUCACAUUAUUAUAAUACAGGUGUUGGUGCUCCAAAUAUACCAAAUUUACCAAAUACAAAUCCUUAUGGUCCACCACCAGCUCAACCACAAUUUAUAACAAAUGGUCAAUUUUAUGAUCAACAAGAAGAAGAUGGAAGCUUUAAUGAUUUAUCAGGUAUUCCAGAUUAUCCUGUACAAGGAAUGAUUCCACCAAGUACAACAACAAAUCCAUAUUAUGCUGGUUAUUCAGCUCCACCACCACCACCAUCAGUUACAGCAGCAGCAUUUGCAGCAGCUAGUGCAGCAGCAGCAGCUCAACAUCAACAAUAUUAUUAUGAUCAACAACAACAAUUUGCACCUCAAUUCCCACCACAAGCUCAUUAUUAUCCAAGAUUUGUUGAUGAAAUGAAUGAAGAUGGUGAUGAUGAAUUAUAUACAGGAUUUAAUGGACCUCCACCACCAGGACAAAUUAGAUCACCAUUUAGUAGAGGAUUCCCAUCAUUCCAAGCAGCUGCUCCACCUACAUCAGCUUCAAGACUAAGGCACCAACAAUUCCCACCUGUGAACAAUAAUAAUAAUCAUAGUAAUAGAAAUAAAACAAGUGGGAAAGUUUCUAAACCUGGAAGAAAUUCAAAUAGUAAUCCAUUAAGUCAAAGUGGAUUGAAAAAAGUUGAACAAGAUUUACAACAAAAGGGUAAGAAUUCUAAUGGGAAAGAAAGAGAGAGAGAAAGUAUAGGUUCAAGUUCAAGAGAUUUAGAUAAUGGGGCAACUGAAGAUGAUGUUGAAUAUAAUUCAUUACCAACACCAGAAUCUACAGCACCAGAUCCAUGGCAUAAUUUUAAUAGUACAGCAAGUAUAAAUCAUGAACAAGUUGAAAAAAUUAAAUUAGAAACUACAGAACAACGUGAUACUUCUGAAUUGAAUGAUUUUUUGGAGGAUAAAAUAUAUGAUGAAGGUGAUGACAAGGAAUAA
Molecule: messenger RNA, 1965 nt
Organism: Hansenula ciferrii
Lineage: Eukaryota; Fungi; Ascomycota; Saccharomycetes; Phaffomycetales; Wickerhamomycetaceae
Gene: STE12
Product: homeodomain family transcription factor STE12
Exons: 1
Coding region: 1-1965 (654 amino acids)
Biological process (GO): regulation of pseudohyphal growth; sexual reproduction; regulation of DNA-templated transcription
Cellular component (GO): Tec1p-Ste12p-Dig1p complex; Ste12p-Dig1p-Dig2p complex; nucleus
Molecular function (GO): DNA-binding transcription factor activity
Source: RefSeq, a predicted model, not a curated record